Messenger RNA from Yamadazyma jaroonii, 2472 nucleotides. Lineage: Eukaryota; Fungi; Ascomycota; Pichiomycetes; Serinales; Debaryomycetaceae. The record is from the annotation of a GenBank genome assembly.
AUGUCACUUCAAUUAAGAGACGGUUUGGCCAACAAGUCGUUGGACCAUAUACUAGAAGAUUUAUUGGUUCGGUUUGUAGUCAAUGUACCCAAUGAAGAUUUACUGUCAGUGGAAAGAGUGUUAUUUCAAGUAGAAGAAGCUCAAUGGUUUUAUACUGAUUUUUUAAAACAACAAUAUCCAGGAUUACCAGGAUUAAAGAUGAAAUCUUUUUCAGCUAAAAUGUUGGAGAAAUGUCCAUUGAUUUGGAAAUGGGGAAACCCUUCAGAAGCAGUAUCGAUCUUUGGGAAAUAUAAAUCUUCUAUUCCAGUUAGAGGUAUUGCCUUAUUCAAUAGUGAUGUGAGUAAAAUUCUUUUAGUUAAAGGGUAUGAAUCAAAUCAUUGGUCUUUCCCAAGAGGGAAGAUAUCUAAAGAUGAAGAAGAUCUUGAUUGUGCUGUAAGAGAAGUUGAAGAAGAAACUGGGUUUAAUGCCAGAGAUUUAAUCAAUGAAGAUGAUUAUAUUGAGAGAACUAUCCAUGGUAAGAAUUAUAAAAUUUACCUUGUUAAGGGAGUUCCUGAAGAUUUCAACUUUGUACCUCAUGUAAGGAAUGAGAUUGAAAAGUUAGAAUGGUUUGAUGUUAAGUCAUUACAGAAGAAGGUGAAAUUUAAUCAAAAUAAUUUCUUUAUUAUUCCAGCAGUGAUUAAACCAAUGAUGAAAUGGAUCCAACAAACUAAGGGAUUGAAUGAAAUUGAAUUAAUGAAGGAAGCUGAAGUCAGAUUGAAGAAUUUAUUGGGUGUUGGAAAAGUUAUUGAACCAAUAACUACCCAAACCGUUGAUAAUGAUGCAGGAAGAGAACUUCUUGAUAUCUUACAAGGGAUUUCAACCACUGAAGAUGAUAAAGAUGUUGAAACUGAAGAGGAAGAAGUUGAAAAAGAAAUUAAAACUGUAAGUAUUCCUCAAUCAAUGGCAGCUCCUUAUGCUCAUUUAAUGUCCAAUAAUUUACCUCAACAACUUGAAAUGAAUCCAAUGUUUAACAUUCAACCUCGUCAACCUCCUGCCACUUUCCCCCUUCAAUCAUCCCAUCCUGCACAACCUUCAAAUUUACCUCAACCAGGUCAAAUGAUUACUCCACAUCCAAAUUCUUUUGAGAAACCUGGUACUUUGAUAAACUCCAAAGAGUUAUUAUCAGUAUUGACCAGUAAAAGUAAACAUUCCAAAGAAUUAAGUUUGGAGGAUGAAGCUAGGAAGAAGGAAGAUUCUUUAAGGAAUAAAGCCAAAGCCAAUGAAUUGAUGAAAUUGUUCAAAAGAACAGAUUCUAGUGCGACUGACCUUUCCACUGAUACUGAGACUGAAAAGACUGAUGGAGAAGAAUUAAAACCAGGUAAAGUUACUCUUUUGAAAAAAUCAGACAACCCGUUACUUGAUAUGUUGAGGAAAUCAACUCCUGAAAGAACUCCUAGUCCUGCUGCUAAUGAUUUAUUAGGAUUAUUGAGAAGACCUAGCCCAAGGGAGAGUCCAAAGCCUCCGAAAGAAACUCCAAUUGAGAGUCCAAAAGUUGAUUCUAGAAAUGAACUUUUGGGAAUGUUACAUAGAGAUAAGCCAAAGGCUGCCAAUGAGUUAAUGGAUUUAUUGAAAUCCCCCAAAGAGCUGAAGGCUUCUGGAGGCUCUUCAGCCUCGAAAGAUUUAUUGGGAUUAUUGAAACCUAAAGUACCAGAGGAUAAAGCACCAGAAGUUAAAGUACCCGAAGCUACAGUGCCAGAGGCUAUUACAGAACCUAAAGCACCAGAAGGUGUUACAGUUCCAGAACCUUCUCAAACGCCAGAACCAACUAAACCUAUUGGAGCUGAUUUGUUAGGAUUACUCCACAGAAACCCUUCAGAAUCUACACCUAAAGUCACACAACCCAUAGCUGAACCUGCCCCUGCUCCUGCACCAGCAGCAGAAACCGAUGAAUUUGAGGAUUUCGAAGAUUUCGAAGAUUUUGAUGCUUUGAAUGAUGAAAUCCAUGCCACUACUCAUGACUUCUACACCCCAGAACCUGAACCUCAACCCGAACAAGUGACUCCACAAACAAAUUAUGAAUAUAACACCAAUCCUUACCCAACAACAAGUUCUUAUGACUCAAUUCCUUACCAUAAUGGAACCUAUCCUCAACAAUAUACUCCAGAGCCUUCAAAAGGAAACGUGCGGAUUUUAAAGCCCGGUGAAUCAUUGAAAGAUGGUCAUGGAAAUGAUCUUUUACUGUUACUUCAACCUAGAAAUAAAACUGCAACUCCGCAACCACUCCAGUCACCAUCAGAUUCAUUGAAUGCCAUUUAUGGGUCCCCUCAUCAACCAACUUUAAAUUCACCUCCAGUUCCUCAAGCACCUAGAAAUUCUAAUGCAUCUGCAGCAUUAUUGGGGCUUCUUAACAAACCUAAAGAAACUCCUCAAUCAUCACCUUCUAACGCUGCUAAUGAUUUAUUAAGUUUACUUAAGAGACCAAGUAAUAGUUAA